AUGUACUUUUUUACUCGAAGGAGUAAGAAAUAUGAGAAUGGACAACGUCCUGAUCGAGCUGUUGAAAAUCGUGGCUUUUGGAAGGCUACUGGAAAAGAAAAUUCAGUGACCAAUAACGAUAUCAAAAUUGGAUUCAAAAGAACUUUAGUCUUUUACACAGGUAAACAAGGAAAAUCUACUGAUUCAAAACAAAUCAAUUGGAAAACCAACUGGAUUAUGCAAGAGUUCACUUCAACUACAACUUGUAAUACGGACGAUUGGGUUUUAUGCAAAAUUUAUGAGCAUCAAUAUAGAAAGAAAUGUCAAAUUACAAUCCAAAAUAACCAAAAUGUUAUAGUAUCCACCAAUAUAGAUGAUACUUCACCAAAUCAAUCCAAUCAACAUUUUCAAGUCCAACAAAUGCAAGCUUCUUUGUCAUAUGACAUGGAUUUCACACCACAAUAUCAACUUAGUCAACAUUUUCAAACUCAACAGAUGCAAGCUUCUUUGUUAUGUAACAUGGAUUUCACACCACAAUGUCAACUUAAUCAACAUUUUCAAGCUCAAGAGAUGCAAAUUUCUUUGUCAUCUAAUAUAGAUUUCAUGCCACAAUAUCAACAUAAUCAACAUUUUCAAACUCAACAGAUUCAAGCUUCUUUGCCAACUGAGAUAGAUUUCACGCCAAAAUAUCAAGUCAAUCAACAUUUUCAAGUUCAACAGAUGCAAACUCCUUUGUCAUCUAACAUGAAUUUCACAUCACAAUAUCAACUUAAUCAAUAUUUCCAGGCUCAACAAAUGCAAGAUUCUUUGUCGACAGACAUGGCUUCCAUGCCACAAUAUCAACCUAAUCAACAUUCUCAAGCUCAAACCGACGAAGAGUAUGAUGAUCCAUUUGAGCUUAUAGACUUUGAUAGAUAA
Molecule: messenger RNA, 897 nt
Organism: Cicer arietinum (chickpea)
Lineage: Eukaryota; Viridiplantae; Streptophyta; Magnoliopsida; Fabales; Fabaceae
Source: RefSeq, a predicted model, not a curated record